CAAUUGCUAUCUAGUACAGUACAAAUGGAUAAAGAUCAGUGCUACGGAAGGAUUUGCAAAGAACGCCAUUCAUGAUUUCAGAAGUGAUCGGUGAAACAACUUCGUGAACUCAUUCAUCGCACAGAGAGCUUGGUCUAUACAGAAUCAGGGUAUCGUCAGCCUCUAACAGAUAACGGUACUGCAAACAGCGAAUUACUCAAUUUUGGACUUUGAGCUUGUGAACACAGAAGGGACCAGCACUGUGAACAUGGACGGGUCUGUAGGAGACUCACCUAAAGCUAUUAUACCAUCUGUCAUUAAAGAAGAGGUGAUUGCAGAAGGAAAAUGGGUAAAACUUGAAAAGACAACCUACAUUGACCCUUCUGGCAAAACAAGGACCUGGGAAACGGUGAAGAGGACGACUAAAAAGCAUACUUCUUCAGCUGAUGGUGUUGCAAUAUUUGCUGUUUUAAACAGAACUCUCCACUAUGAUUGCCUUGUGAUGGUAAAACAGUUCAGACCACCAAUGGGCUGCUACUGCCUUGAGUUUCCAGCAGGCCUCAUUGAUGAUAAUGAAAGUGCAGAGGAUGCUGCUUUGAGGAAACUACUGGAAGAGACUGGAUACAAAGGAGAGGUGGUUGGGGUCUCUCCAGCCAUUUGUCUAGAUCCUGGUUUGACAAAUUGUACAACCCACAUUGUGACGGUCAAUAUUAAUGGAGAUGAACCUGAAAAUAUCAAACCCAAACAAAAGCUUGAUGAUGGAGAAUUUGUGGAGGUAGUUCUAGUUCCUCUAAAUGAAUUGCAGAAGAAAAUUGAUGAAAUGGUUAAGAAAGAAAAUGUGGUGGUGGAUGCAAGAGUUUACAUCUAUGCCAUGGGGAGGACACAUGCAAAAUCAAAGCCAACUGAACUGCCAGUUCUGAAAUCCUGAAUACAAGUUGACAUUCCUGUUUUAUAUAUUUGUAAUGGGUCCAAAUACAGUUAUUUGGCAUAUGUUUGAACACAAUUCAAAGAAAACCACAAUUCCAGAAUUACCUGUUAAGAUGCCUUAUGUUUUCAACUUUUAAUAAAGUGAUCAUUAGAAACCUG
Acipenser ruthenus (sterlet) is the source of this 1065-nucleotide messenger RNA. RefSeq names its product ADP-sugar pyrophosphatase-like. Gene Ontology annotation, cellular component: nucleus. The record is from RefSeq and is a predicted model, not a curated record. Bases 248 to 907 code for a protein of 219 amino acids. Gene Ontology annotation, biological process: ribose phosphate metabolic process; nucleoside phosphate metabolic process. Gene Ontology annotation, molecular function: ADP-ribose diphosphatase activity. The transcript is spliced from 10 exons. NCBI's taxonomy places the organism in Eukaryota, Metazoa, Chordata, Actinopteri, Acipenseriformes, Acipenseridae.